GCUAUUACACUUUGAAUAAUGCAAACGUUCAAAAUAAGUAAAAAUGUUAUUAUCAACAAAAUUCUCACUUAACUGUUUAUUGGGGUUCAAUUUGGGCACUGGUAAAUUUGUUUUAGAUAAAAAAUGAAUUAAUAUUUUUAUACUUCAGCAACAAAACUCGUACUCUUUAAAUUUCUUCGAUGUUCUCCCUUUAAACAACGCCGUACCCCUUCCACAGAUUCUUUAAGCGGAAUUUAAAUCAACAGGUCCCCCCUUCUUUGGCCUCCGUUAUCUAAAUCAACAGGUACGUACUAACUUGCCUCCUUCCUCAGGAAGUGUUCAGCUUCUGUGUAAGUCGAGCAGAUAAGGAAGAGGGAAAAAACGAGCGGUGGUGGCGGCGGUAGCUUUCUGUAGGAUAAAGAAGAAGAGAGGGUAGGUACAGAAAGAGUCCAGGAUGGGCCCACCAGGUGCACCUAUAGAAUGGACAUAAAACGAAAUGGGAACCAUAUGUUGAUGUGCUGAAGGACGAUGCGGCACGCGCCACACUCAUACCUCAGCCUUUACACCGCGAGGAUCACUGACUUCUUCCUAUUGUUGAAGUAAUCGCACGACUUUGACAUACUUGCCUCAACGUGGUCGCUUCUAGUUCGUAGUGAUUUUGUUAGUACUGAACGAAGCUAGAAAUCAACAACGACCUCAACGGUGAUGUUUCAAUCGGACACAAUGUGCUGCUUGAAAUGUAACUCUUUUGUUCGGUGUGAUAUGCAGAUAGACAGAGUUCGAGAUUGAAGGUGGAAAAUUAAGAGUUUUCAUGAUACUUGUGCGGUCGUUUUAGAAGAACUUGUAACAACGGGGCGAAAGUAACAACUUGGAUCAUCGAGAUGAAUGUGUUGAAUAUUGACUUGUUAAACAGUAGUUAUUGAUCGAACGAUAUAAGUGUUUGUGAACUUAUGAUCUGAAAAGUCAACCUUGAAUUUUAGCAAAUAUUUGUGUUGAAAAUUUGAAUUCCAUUUUUAUCAUUUUCAAGAUGUUGAUGAUUGUGAAGGGUCAUUUAUACAUUGAUUUGAUCUAAAAUUUAAUGCAAAUAAAUUUAUGGAUCAUUGGAGAACAUAUUUCACGUAAUAUUGUGACCAAACAAUAUUCAAAGUGUAGUUGAGUUCCCGCGAGGAAACAAAGUGACUGAUUUUAAUAAAGGAUGGCUCUUUUGACAAAUCAUCAAGAUUAUCCAAUUUCCACUGAAAUAAUAACGAAUACAUAUCCUACUACAACAAGAACUUACGAUACGUUGUAUCCUUCCCCAUACAAUUCUCCUAGUUACGAUCCCAUUAAAGUUCCAUAUACAGAAAAUUAUGCGCACAAAGGUGAAUUAACACCUAGAAAAGAAACUGAAGUGAUCAGUUACGAGAAGGAAGUAGUCAUAAAAUAUUCGAGAACUCCAGAUUCCUACGAUAGAAGUUCUUUCAGUGUUUUGACACCUGUAACGCCGCAGAGGUACGAACCCCAACACACGAUAAGUCACACUGCUUCUCCGAGUUCGAUACUACAUGAGGACAGUUCUGUGGAAUACCAUUCACCAGCCUAUUGCUACGAAACCCCACCUCAAGAACAGAAGUGUCAGACCCUCGACACCGGCAAACCAAUGCGAAUGAACGUUGAGCAACGAAGAAACUGUUGGGAACCUGUUACGUCUGCACAGAAACAGAUAUCACCUACCAAUAGUCCUCGAAGGGGAAGACGACGUUCCAGAGAUAUACCACCGUCACCUAGCGUCUUGAAGCGUCGGCGCCUUGCCGCAAAUGCUCGCGAGAGACGUCGCAUGAAUGGAUUAAACGACGCGUUCGAUAAGUUACGCGAAGUUGUGCCCAGUCUCGGAGCAGAUCACAAACUGAGUAAAUUCGAAACUCUUCAAAUGGCACAAACAUAUAUCGCAGCCUUGUGCGAUCUUCUACAAAGACACGAUGAAAAAUGGCAAUAACAGUUUACGUGAAAUUAUAUUUGAGAUUAUCUUUUCCUUGCACAAAAUAAGAAAAAAAUUGAAAUAUUUCAAAUUUGGGAAUCGGUGCCUCGAUCCAUUCAGAGUAUUAAUUAUUUCAGGCAGUGGAUUUAACAUCACAAUCUUUUUGUGUUAUAAUUUAUUUAAUGAAUGAUUGAGAUAUUUUCUUAAUUGUUACUUCCUAUUUUUCUAAAUAUAGAAGAGUCCCAAUUAUCAAAAACAAACGUAAUACUUCGUUAUCUCGUAACUAAGUUCUUCGAAGAAUAAACAGCACUACUCUUUGUCAUAAGGAAAUUCCAAAAUGUAAGAGUUCUUAAGUUUCCAAAAGUUUAGAUUGAAAAUUUGAAAAUUUUCAA
Molecule: messenger RNA, 2328 nt
Organism: Megachile rotundata (alfalfa leafcutting bee)
Lineage: Eukaryota; Metazoa; Arthropoda; Insecta; Hymenoptera; Megachilidae
Biological process (GO): axon development; positive regulation of transcription by RNA polymerase II; sensory organ development
Cellular component (GO): nucleus
Molecular function (GO): DNA-binding transcription factor activity, RNA polymerase II-specific; protein dimerization activity; E-box binding
Source: RefSeq, a predicted model, not a curated record